Molecule: messenger RNA, 462 nt
Organism: Hepatospora eriocheir
Lineage: Eukaryota; Fungi; Microsporidia; Hepatosporidae
Source: the annotation of a GenBank genome assembly
AUGAAUUCAUCAAUACGACUUCAAAAUGAAUUUUCAAAUAUACAAAGAUCAUUGGAGUACGGGUGCUAUGUAAAACCAAGAAAGUUAAAUUUCAACAUAUGGGAUGUUCAAAUAUCUAAAGAUGGUUAUUUUUUUAAGCUUACAAUGAAGUUUCCCAAGCAAUAUCCAAACACACCACCUGAGGUUAAAUUUAAUUCAAAGAUGUUUAAUCCGAAUGUUUAUGGUGAUGGAAUGGUAUGCUUAGAUUUAAUUGGUCACAAGUGGAAGCCAACACUUACGGUGUUAGAUAUUAUCAAAGGUUUAUUGAGAUUAUUAGAUGAUCCUAACCCUGAAAGUCCUGCAAAUUCACGAGCUGCAAAGUUAUUUUCUUCUAAAAGCAGUGAGUACUUAAGUAAAGUUAAAGAACUUAAUAACAAAUUUAAUUCAAAAUACAAGAUUUUUGAUAAGUUAUCCUUUGAAUAA